CGAGCAGAGGCUCGUCAUCACUCCUUCAGCUCCCACGCCCAUCCUCAGUUUAUUCCUCCCAAAUACCUUCAUCCGCAUUGCAACGCUCAUAAGCGUUAUCCCGUAUUCUCAAAGGCGGCACCUUUCUGGUCGCGCUGGGGCCGGUGCCCUUCAUCAAAAGAGCCAGCAUCACGACCCGUCAUCCUGCUGGCCAACUUCUAUCAUUUAGAGCCGAAUAAAUGUCCUUCCAGUGGCAGUUGCACUGUUGGGUUCGAUAAGCCAAAUGAACGAAUCGAGAAUGAUGAUGUAAUUAGGAAGGCCUACACAACAUUUCAAGAGGCUGGAAAGCCUUACUUCAUUUCUGAACCAAUAGAUUUGACUUCGGACAAACAGUCUGUUUUUCUUAGCCUUCCGCCUUACUCUUAA
This is a messenger RNA of Protopolystoma xenopodis, 405 nucleotides long. NCBI's taxonomy places the organism in Eukaryota, Metazoa, Platyhelminthes, Monogenea, Polystomatidea, Polystomatidae. The record is from the annotation of a GenBank genome assembly.